AUGUCUUCAAAAUUUUUUGCAGAAUUAUCCAGCGAUUAUGAAAAACUUUUCGAAACAGAAAUAGGAUAUGAUGUUAUUAUAUAUGCCGGAGAAGGACAAAAUGUUAAAGAAAUUCAUGCUCAUUCAAGUAUAUUGUGUAUUAGAUCUCAAUAUUUUCGUUCUGCGUUUACUAACGAAUGGGCUCAGAAAAGGAAUGGAAAAUUUAUUUUCAAAAAACCGAAUAUUUCACCACAAUUAUUUGAUAUCAUUCUUAGGUUUAUUUAUUGUGGAAAUAUUGAAUUAAAGAAUUUACAAGGCCCUGAUGUAUUAAAAUUAUUAAUAGCAGUUGAUGAACUUAAUAUUCAUCCAUUAAUUUCUCAUAUUCAAGAAUUUUUGAUUGAACAUCAAACUGAAUUUUUACAUCAAAAUCCAACUGGUAUUCUUGAGAUUGUAUAUCAACAUGAAGCAUUUACAGGUUUAUGGAAUUUUUAUCUUGAAAAAAUUUGUGAAGAACCUAAUAUUUUAUUUAAUUCUGAUAAAUUUAUUAAUUUAAAAGCUUCUUUAUUGGAAUUAUUAUUAAAAAGGGAUGAUUUAAAUGCUGAUGAAAUUGAAAUAUGGGAGAAUUUAUUAAAAUGGAGUAUUAGUAGGAAAAAUAUUAAUUAUGAUCCAACAAAAUGGAGUAAAGAUGAUAUUAUCAAGAUUAAAAAGGAAUUACAUAAAUUUGUUCCUUUAAUUCAUUUUUAUGAUAUCGAACCAACAGACUUCUUUUACAAGGUUUAUCGUUAUAAAGAAAUCUUACCACAAGAUUUAAUUCAUGAUCUUUUAGAAUUUUAUAUAGUUCCUGAUAUGAAACCUAAAAUUAAUUUAAAACGUUCAAGAAAACAAAAUUUCAUAGAUUCAACCCUGAUUAAAUCAAGUCAUAUUCCUCUUUUUGCUUCAUGGAUUGAUAAAAAAGCUACAGGUUAUAACAAGAAUAGAAUUCCUUAUGAUUUUAAUUUAUUAUAUCGAUCAAAUCGGGAUGGAGCUGGAACUGAUUCUUUUCAUAGACAUUGUGAUAAUAAAGGAGCUACUAUUUGGGUAGCAAAAAUUAAGAAUUCAACACAAUUAAUUGGAGGGUAUAAUCCCCUUGAUUGGAGUGGAAAUUCAUGGAAAGCUACGACAAAUAGCUUUAUAUUUAACUUUUCGGAUGGAAAAAAUAUUUCUACCGCAGAAAUAGGGUAUGUUACUAGUACAACAUGUGCUGUUUUCUGUCAUAAUACUUAUGGUCCAACUAUGGGUAAUUUACAUUGUGAUAAUAAUUAUUGGUCUUAUAAUGGUGGUUAUUAUUAUCCUAAAUUAACAAUUCCAAAAAGUUUUGUAAUAGAAAGUUACGAAGUUUUUCAAAUAAUUGAAAGAAAGCCUGUUCAUCUUUUACCAUCUCUAAAACCACGUUCAGUUAUAUAUUUAAUUUAG
This is a messenger RNA of Rhizophagus irregularis DAOM 181602=DAOM 197198, 1431 nucleotides long. NCBI's taxonomy places the organism in Eukaryota, Fungi, Glomeromycota, Glomeromycetes, Glomerales, Glomeraceae. The record is from RefSeq and is a predicted model, not a curated record.